AUGACUUCCUCGACUACCACUACCUCAGCCACUACUCUUCCCAGUCCGAUUUCCUUUGCGCCUUCACAAUACUGGGAUGGGAACGAUGGAAGCUGGUCCUCGUUCAUGGUUCGCAUAGGAACCCCGCCUCAAGACUUUCGGGUCUUUCCUUCGACUUUCGGGCAAGAAACCCUCAUACCAGUCCCUGAAGGCUGUACACAAGAUGAUCCAGCCAACUGCGGUAGCCUACGAGGCGUCAUGCCCUUCCAAGGCGAUAUCAGUACCGGCUUCUUGAGCAACGCUUCAACGACCUGGGACGACAUUGGCAUUUAUACAACAGACUUGGAGACGAAUGUUGGCAUCAAUGCGAACGGAAUGUAUGGCUUUGACACUGUUGGUCUACAGGUUGAGAACUCGGGUGGCAUCCAACAGACACACCAAGUCGUUGCUGGCAUUGCCGACAAAAGUUUCAUGUACGGUGUGUUUAGCUUAGGACCAAGGCCGUCAAACUUCUCCGUCCUGUCUGAUCCACAACCAUCCUUCAUGACGUCUCUGAGGAAUAACGACACCAUACCAUCCAAGUCAUAUGCUUACACUGCAGGCGCUUCAUACCGAUACAGCAAAGUGCUCGGUAGUCUGACUCUAGGUGGCUACGAUGCAUCGCGUAUAGACGGAGAUGGUACUGUCUUUCCCUUUGCUUCAGACGACUCCAAGCCCCUUCAAGUAGGCGUCACGCAAAUCACCGCUCAAAACACACUCCUCGGCACCGCAACUCUGUAUUCUACAGGCUACUUUGCGCUGGUAGACAGCACGCUUCCGCACAUCUGGAUGCCAGCAGCCGCGUGCGAUAAUUUCGCAUCCAGUUUUGGCCUGGUAUAUGAUAAUCAGACAGAUCUAUACCUAAUCAACGACACCAUGCACACAAAGCUCCAACAACUGAAUCCCACAAUCAUCUUCAAACUAUCUCCAGAAACGACAGACGGAGGUGCAAGUACGAAUAUCCGCUUGCCGUAUGCAGCAUUCGAUCUGCAGGCUAGCUAUCCCUACUACACAAACAGCACUCGCUACUUCCCCAUCCGCAGAGCAGCAAACGACACACAAUACAUACUCGGCCGCACGUUCCUGCAAGAAGCAUACCUGAUAGCCGAUUACGAACGCAACAACUUCACAAUCACACAAGCUGCAUUUGCAAACCCUAUGCCCGCUGAAAACCUGGUUUCCAUCCUACCAACGGGUGUCAAUGCAACAGGAAACUCAACAACAGGUGGCAACGACACAGUCACCAGACCUUCAGCAAUUCUGUCUCGCAAUGUGAUCAUCGGCAUUGCAGUUGGUGUAGUAGCAGGAGCCGCUUUGGUCCUCUUCGCCUUCGCUACAGCCUUCUACAUACGCCGUCGUCGCCGUCAACGCGCUGCCCUCAGUCUCCUCAAUAACCCAGACUCCGACAACUCUACACCCACCACUCACCUCCAUCCGCCCGUUGAAGCAGAUGCAGCAGUGAAGCUCGAACUCCCCAGCGACUCAGAAGCAGCACUCAAUGAAAUGCCGACCGGAAACGAAAAGUAUGGGUGGCAAUCACACGAGGUGCAGGGAAGUAAAGUGCAGCCUAGAGUUGAGAUGAGAGGGGGUUGGGAGCCGCCGGAGUUGGAUGGAAGGAGUUUGAAGGAUGGAAGUAGAGGAGGUGUUUAUGAGUUGGAGGGAAGUGAGCCUGUGCAACAGGCACCGAGGGAGAAUAUAGUUGUUGGUCUAAUGCUUGACUUGUCUAUUCUUCGGGUGUAG
Messenger RNA from Aureobasidium namibiae CBS 147.97, 1758 nucleotides. RefSeq names its product acid protease. Bases 1 to 1758 code for a protein of 585 amino acids. Gene Ontology annotation, cellular component: fungal-type vacuole. Gene Ontology annotation, molecular function: aspartic-type endopeptidase activity. The record is from RefSeq and is a predicted model, not a curated record. Gene Ontology annotation, biological process: proteolysis. Lineage: Eukaryota; Fungi; Ascomycota; Dothideomycetes; Dothideales; Saccotheciaceae. The transcript has 4 exons.